Messenger RNA from Knipowitschia caucasica, 8223 nucleotides. The record is from the annotation of a GenBank genome assembly. NCBI's taxonomy places the organism in Eukaryota, Metazoa, Chordata, Actinopteri, Gobiiformes, Gobiidae.
AUGAUGGCCAACAACUACGGCGACGACCAGCAGUACUACCAGGGCACGGAGUUCGGCGAGGAGGACGACGAGAUGCCCGCCACGGAGAAGGACCUGGCCGAGGACGCGCCGUGGAAGAAGAUCCAGCAGAAUACAUUCACUCGCUGGUGCAACGAGCAUCUCAAGUGCGUCAACAAGACCGUGACAGACCUCCAGAAGGACUUCGCGGACGGGCUCAAGCUCAUCUCGCUGCUGGAGGUGCUGAGCCAGAAGAAGAUGUACCGGAAGCACCACAGCAGGCCCAACUUCAGGCAGAUGAAGCUGGAGAACGUGUCCGUGGCUCUAGAGUUCUUGGACAGAGAGAGAAUUAAGCUGGUGUCUAUAGAUAGCAAAGCCAUUGUGGAUGGAAAUCUGAAGCUGAUCCUGGGUCUUAUCUGGACUCUAAUUCUGCACUACUCCAUCUCUAUGCCCAUGUGGGACGAUGACGAUGAUGAAGAGACAAAGAAACUCACCCCCAAACAGCGACUGCUGGGCUGGAUCCAAAACAAGGUGCCCCAGCUGCCCAUCAACAACUUCAACCGCGACUGGAGAGAUGGAAAAGCCCUGGGAGCUCUGGUGGACAACUGCGCGCCAGGCCUGUGUCCAGAUUGGGCUGAGUGGGACCCUAACCAGCCUGUGGAGAAUGCCAGAGAAGCCAUGCAACAAGCGGACGACUGGCUGGGCGUUCCUCAGGUGAUUGCCCCAGAGGAGAUUGUGGACCCAGAUGUAGAUGAGCACUCCGUCAUGACCUACCUGUCCCAAUUCCCCAAGUCCAAACUCAAGCCUGGUGCUCCUCUACGAUCCAAGCAACUGUUCCCCAACAAGGUCAAAGCCUAUGGGCCUGGUAUUGAGCCCCAUGGUAACAAAGUGUUGCAGCCUGCGGUCUUCACUGUGGAGACCCUGGAGGCCGGCAGCGGUGAGGUCCUGGUCUAUGUAGAGGAUCCUGAAGGACACAAAGAGGAGGCAAAGGUUAAACCAAACAAAGACAAGAUUCAAACAUAUACAGUCACCUAUCUGCCUAAAGUCGAGGGUCUCCACAAGGUGAAAGUGUUGUUUGCAGGUCAGGACAUCGAUAAAAGCCCCUACUCUGUUAAUGUGGCUAAAGACAUGGGUGACCCCAGUAAGGUCCAUGCAAGAGGACCAGGCUUGGAGCCCACAGGGAAUGUAGCCAACAAACCCACCUAUUUUGACAUCUACACAGCGGGCGCUGGGAAUGGAGACGUGAGUGUGGUCAUAGUCGAUCCCCAGGGCAAACAAGACACAGUGGAGCUAAUUUUAGAAAACAAGGGUGACAGCGUGUUCCGCUGCACCUACAGGCCCUUGCUGGAGGGUCCUCACAUCAUCCACGUCCUGUUUGCGGGACAAGGAAUCACCAGGAGCCCAUUCACUGUCAACAUUGCAGAGGCUCCACAGGGUGCUCCUCCCUUAGGGGCUCCACAGCAGAUAGCACCACAGUCAAUGCGUGCCCCUCCUGGAGGUGGGAAGGGGGCUGUCCCCUCAAAACCAGGACGCCCAACCAUCAACCCGAACGCCUGCCGAGCUACAGGCAGAGGUCUUCAGCCUAAAGGGGUGAGAGUAAAGGAGGUUGCAGACUUCAAAGUCUUCACCAAGGGAGCUGGCAGCGGAGCACUGAGCGUCUCUGUCAGAGGACCUAAUGGAGCAGAGGAGCAAGUCAAAGUCCGUGAUGCGGGAGAUGGAGUUUAUGAGUGUGAAUAUUAUCCACAGAAGACUGGGAAAUACACAGUCACCAUUACAUGGGCAGGCCAGCCGGUCCCACGCAGCCCCUUCGAAGUUGAGGUGGGCGCAGAGGCAGGCUUCCAGAAAGUGAGAGCCUGGGGCCCCGGUCUGAAGACGGGCAUGGUUGGGAAAUCUGCUGACUUCGUUGUGGAGGCUAUUGGCACUGAAGUUGGAACUUUGGGCUUCUCCAUCGAGGGCCCCUCUCAGGCUAAAAUUGAGUGUGAUGACAACGGUGAUGGCUCAUGUGAUGUACGAUAUUGGCCCACUGAAGCCGGUGACUAUGCAGUCCAUGUCGUUUGUGAUGAUGAGGAUAUUAAGGACAGUCCCUUCAUUGCGCACAUCCUCCCUGCUGUAAAUGAUGUCUUCCCUGAGAAAGUGAAAGCGUUUGGGCCUGGGCUGCAGCCAGCGGGUGUGAUUGUCAACAAACAAACCGAAUUCACCAUUGAUGCUCGCAUGGCCGGAAAAGGUCAACUGAAGAUCUACGCUCAGGAUGCAGAGGGAUGCUCCAUCAACAUCAAGAUUGCUGACAAGGGAGACGGCACGUUCCACUGUGUGUACACUCCACUCAAGCCCAUUAAGCACACCAUCAUCAUCACCUGGGGUGAAGUCAACGUACCCAAAAGCCCCUUCAGGGUUCUGGUUGGAGAGGGAUGUCAUCCUGACAGAGUCAAGGUCUAUGGGCCUGGAGUGGAGAAGACAGGGCUCAAGGCUAACGAGCCAACAUACUUCACUGUGGACUGCAGUGAGGCCGGCCAAGGGGACAUCAGCAUCGGUAUUAAGUGUGCUCCGGGCGUGGCAGGGCCAGCAGAGGCAGACAUCGACUUUGACAUCAUCAAAAAUGACAAUGACACCUUCACCGUCAAGUACACACCGCCCGCACCCGGACGUUAUACGAUCAUGGUUCUGUUUGCUGACCAGGAAAUUCCUGUGAGCCCAUUCAAAAUCAAAGUGGAUCCUUCCCAUGAGGCCGGCAAAGUGAGAGCUGAGGGCCCUGGACUGAAUAAGACAGGAGUAGAAGUAGGCACGCCUACUCACUUCACCAUCUACACAAAGGGAGCUGGCAAAGCUAAGCCUGAGGUGCACUUUGCAGCAUCAGCCCCGGGAGAGGCUGUUCGUGACUUCGAAAUCAUUGAUAAUCAUGACUACUCCUACACUGUCAAGUACACCGCUCUUCAACAGGGGAACAUGGCUGUUACAGUUGUGUAUGGAGGCGAUCCUAUUCCCAAGAGCCCAUUCCACAUCACCGUGUCACCCCAGCUGGAUUUGACAAAGGUUAAAGUAGAGGGAUUAGACACCAAAGUGGAGGUGGGAAAAGACCAGGAGUUCACUGUAAACACAAAAGGUGCUGGUGGGCUGGGCAAUGUCGGCGUCAAGAUGACAUCACCUACUGGCCGACCAAUCCCGUGCAAGAUGGAGUCUGACCAAGCCAAAGGCAUCCAUGGUGUGAAGUAUAUACCCCCAGAGGAGGGGCAGUACAAGGUUGAUGUCAGCUAUGAUGGCAACCCGGUGAUGGGCAGCCCCUUUGGAGUUGAAGCUGUGAUGCCUGCUGAUCCUUCAAAGGUCCGAGCUUAUGGUCCCGGCCUUAAGGGAGGUGUCGUUGGAAAACCUGCUCUGUUUACAAUCGAUACAAAAGGUGCUGGAGCUGGGGGUCUGGGUUUGACAGUGGAGGGUCCCUGCGAGGCAAAGAUGGAAUGCCAGGACAAUGGAGACGGCACCUGCUCCGUAGCCUACCUGCCCACUGAGGCCGGAGAAUAUGCUAUUAACAUCCUAUUCGCUGAGCAGCACAUCCCAGGCUCCCCUUUCAAAGCUGCCAUCCGCCCUGCGUUUGAUCCCAGCAAAGUGACGGCCAGCGGGCCCGGUCUGGACAGGGCCAAAGCUGGUGAACCUGCCACUUUCACUGUGGACUGUAGCAGAGCUGGAGAUGGCGAGCUCACCAUUGAGAUUGUGUCUGACGCUGGAGUCAAAGCUGAGGUGCACAUUCAGAAAACAGCAGAUGGCACUUUCUCAGUCACAUACAUCCCGUCUUUCCAUGGCACACACACCAUCACCAUCAAGUAUGGCGGUCAUGUGAUUCCACAGUGUCCCAAAGUCCUGCAAGUGGAGCCCUCUGUGGACACAGCCGGGGUCCAUGUCUACGGCCCUGGAGUGGAGCCGAGAGGGGUCCUUAGGGAAGUCACAACCCACUUCAUCGUUGAUGCUCGGGCUCUGAACAAGACUGGAGGAAACCAUGUUAAAGUCCAUAUUAUGAAUCCAUCUGGGGCCAACACUGAGGGCUUCAUCACUGACAAAGGAGACGGCACAUAUCGGGUGGAAUACACAGCAUAUGAGGAUGGGAUGCAUCUCAUCGAGGUGCUGUACGAUGACGCGGCCGUUCCCAAGAGUCCAUUCAGAGUGGGGGUGGUGGAGGGCUGUGAUCCGACACGGGUGCGCGCUUUUGGACCGGGUCUGGAAGGAGGCAUCACUAACAAGCCCAACUGCUUCACUGUGGAGACAAGAGGGGCUGGUACUGGUGGUCUGGGUCUGACUAUUGAAGGAGCAUCAGAAGCCAAAAUAUCCUGCAAAGACAACAAAGACGGCAGCUGCAGUGUGGAGUACGUCCCUUUCACUCCCGGAGGCUACGACGUUAACAUUAACUAUGGAGGGCUCCCCAUUCCCGGCAGCCCGUUCCGCGUCCCAGUCAGAGACCCAGUGGACCCUACCAAAGUGAAAUGCUCUGGUCCAGGAUUGGGGUCUGGAGUCAGGGCCCAUGUGCCUCAGACGUUUACCGUGGACUGUACUCAAGCGGGACAGGCACAGCUGGAUGUCAAACUAUAUGGACCCACAGGCACUUUGGAGCCUGUUGGUGUGAAGAAUAAUGGUGAUGGGACACACACUGUCCAUUACACCCCAGCCCAGGACGGCCCUUACACUGUCUCAGUGAAAUAUGCAGAGAAGGAAGUCCCACACAGUCCAUUCAAGGUGAUGUCUCAGCCUGGGCAUGACGCCAGUAAGGUUUGCGCCAGUGGUCCUGGUCUAGACACGAAAGGUGUGCCGGCCAGCCUGCCUGUUGAGUUCACUAUUGAUGCGCGGGAUGCUGGAGAGGGAUUGCUUACAGUGCAGAUUUUGGAUCCAGAAGGAAAGCCCAAAAAUGCAACUAUCCAAGACAACAGAGACGGCACCUACACAGUGUCAUAUGUACCUGACUCCACAGGCCCUUACACAAUCACUAUAAAAUAUGGAGGAGAUGAGAUCCCCUACUCUCCAUAUCGCAUCCAGUCUCUUCCCACUGGGGAUGCGAGCAAGUGCCAGCUCACUGUGUCUAUUGGAGGCCACGGCAUGACGAGUCUUCAGAAGCUGCAGACUUCUGAGGACACAGUCAUCACUGUUGAUGCAAAGGCUGCUGGGAAGGGCAAGGUGACCUGUAAGGUUCAGACUCCACAGGGAAUGGAGCUGGACAUGGAUGUGGUGGAGAAUCACGAUGGUACCUUUGACAUUUACUACACCGCCCCAGAACCUGGGAAAUAUGUUAUUACCAUCCGCUUCGGGGGGCAGAACAUCCCCAAGAGCCCCUUCCAUGUGCUUGCCACAAAUGAGCCAGUCGCACCCCGUGAUCCUGUGGACCCUCUUUUCCGCCCUGUAAAUUUCCUCGUCCCCUUCACACCACAGCAAGGAGAAAUCACAGGUGAAGUGCGGAUGCCUUCAGGCAAAACUGCUCGCCCACAUAUCACUGACAAUAAGGAUGGCACCAUUACUAUCAAGUACCAGCCCACAGAGAGAGGCCUUCAUGAGAUGGACAUUAAAUAUGAUGGAAACCACAUUCCAGGAAGUCCACUGCAGUUCUUUGUGGAUGCAGUAAACAGUGGAGUGGUAACUGCUUUUGGCCCAGGGCUGAGUUAUGGCAUGGUCAACAAGCCGGCUACAUUUACUGUGGUCACCAAAAAUGCAGGAGAAGGCGGCUUGUCUCUUGCUGUGGAGGGACCGUCCAAAGCAGAAAUCACUUGUAAGGACAACAAAGAUGGCACCUGCACAGUGUCUUACUUGCCCACUGCCCCUGGAGACUACAACGUCAUCGUGAAGUUUGACAACAAGCACAUUUCUGGCAGUCCCUUCACCGCCAAGAUAACAGGGGAUGACUCUAUUACCAGGACGUCCCAGCUGAACGUGGGCACAUCAGCAGAUGUGUCGCUAAAGAUCGCAGAGACUGAUAUUAGCUCUCUCACUGCAAGCAUCCGGGCGCCAUCAGGGAACGAGGAACCCUGUCUGCUCAAACGCCUGCCCAACAGACACCUGGGCAUCUCAUUCACCCCAAAGGAGGUUGGCGAGCACGAAGUGAGCGUGAGGAAGAGCGGCGUGCAUGUGGCUAACAGCCCGUUCAAAAUAAUGGUCGGUCAGUCCGAGAUCGGAGAGGCCAGCAGGGUCAAGGCGUUCGGGAAAGGACUGGUGGAGGCUCACACUUUUGAAAUGGCAGAGUUCUUUGUGGAUACAAGAAAUGCAGGUUACGGGGGUCUUGCCUUAUCGAUUGAGGGUCCGAGCAAAGUGGACAUCAACUGUGAGGAUGUGGAAGACGGGACUUGCAAAGUCACUUACUGCCCAACCGAACCUGGGAACUACAUCGUUAACAUUAAAUUUGCAGAGAAGCACAUCCCAGGCAGUCCAUUCACAGUGAAGGUGACCGGCGAAGGCAGGAUCAAAGAGAGCAUUACGAGAAAAAGGCAGGCGUCCUCCCUAGCUUCUGUGGGAAGCACAUGUGGGCUUAACCUCAAGAUCCCAGGAAACUGGUUUCAGAUGGUGUCCGCUCAGGAGAGACUUACAAGAACCUUCACACGAAGCAGCCAUACGAGUUAUACACGGACCGAGCGCACAGAAAUCAGCAAGACCCGCGGGGGGGAGACCAAAAGAGAGGUCCGGGUGGAGGAGAGCACCCAGGUGGGGGGAGGAGGCAGCCCCUUCAGAGAUGUCUUUGGAGACUUUCUGGGCAGAGACAGCCUCAGCAGCUUUGCAGGAAUCACGGCAAGACCAGAGGUGGAAAGCGGCUCACAGGCGAUGACCGCGCAGGUCACCAGCCCCAGUGGCAAAACCGCAGAUGCCGAUAUUGUGGACGGAGGGAGCAGCACUUACAGCGUUCGCUUCAUUCCACAAGAAAUGGGCCCCCACACCGUCAAUGUCAAAUACAGGGGCCAGCAUGUUCCCGGGAGCCCCUUCCAGUUCACCGUGGGGCCGAUGGGGGAGGGAGGGCCGCACAAGGUCAGAGCCGGAGGUCCUGGUCUGGAGAGAGGCGUUGCUGCAGCGCCAUCUGAAUUCAGUAUUUGGACCAGAGAGGCUGGAGCUGGUGGACUGUCCAUCGCUGUGGAGGGGCCGAGUAAAGCGGAAAUCUCCUUUGAAGACAGAAAAGAUGGUUCAUGCGGCGUGUCUUACAUAGUGAAGGAACCAGGUGACUAUGAGGUGUCAAUCAAGUUCAACAACGAACACAUCCCUGACAGUCCCUUCAUUGUGCCCAUUGCUACUCUGUCUGACGAGGCCCGCAGGAUAACUGUCACCAGCCUUCAGGAGAAAGACUUGAAGGUGAACCAGGAGGCUACUUUUAUCGUGCAGAGGAACGGGGCGAGGGGUGUGGUCGAUGGCAAAGUGCACACCCCCUCUGGAUCGUCUGAGGAGUGCUACGUGUCUGACCUUGACAGCGACAAAAGCGCCAUUCGAUUUAUACCUCGGGAAAAUGGCGUCCACGCGAUUGAUGUCAAGUUCAACGGAUGUCACAUUCCCGGAAGCCCGUUCAACGUGAGGGUGGGAGAUUUGGGUCUGAUCGGGGACCCGGGCAAGGUGACGGCACAUGGGCCCGGACUGCAGGGGGGGACCACAGGGCUUCCCGUAGAGUUUGUGGUGAACACUUGUAACGCCGGCUCGGGCACGCUCUCUGUCAACAUUGACGGUCCCUCAAAGGUCAAAAUGGACUGUCGUGAGUGUCCUGAAGGCUACAAGAUCACAUACACCCCCAUGGCCCCAGGAAACUACCUCAUCACCAUUAAAUAUGGCGGACCGCAGCACAUUGUCGGCAGCCCGUUCAAGGCUAAAAUAACAGGUGUCAGAUUGUCCGGGGGUCACAGCCUCCAUGAAACCUCCUCCGUUCUAGUGGAAACUGUCACCAAAUCGUCAAAAGUGGGCGGGACCUUCAGCUCCUCUUCUUCCUCCACCACAUCGGCCAAAUUGGCGUCCGAUGCCAGCAAGGUGCUGUGCCGUGGCGCCGGCCUGUCCAAGGCUGUUGUGGGACAGAAAAACAAUUUUACAGUUGACUGCAGCAAAGCCGGCACCAACAUGCUGAUGGUGGGGGUGCACGGGCCCCUUGCCCCCUGUGAGGAGGUGUAUGUAAAGCACAUGGGCAACAAGCUCUACAACGUCACAUACGCUGUCAAGGACAAGGGCAGCUACACGGUUAUUGUCAAGUGGGGCGACGAUAACGCCCCCGGGAGCCCUUUCAAAGUGGCCGUACCUUAA